AUGGCUUUCAAAAGUUUGAUGUUGGCAGCCCUGGUCGCAGCUGUUGCCAGUUCCAAAACAGAUAAACGAAGUGCAGGCGAAUGGAACCUGAUCGGAUUAUCGUCGGGGUGGAAUUCCGAGACAAGCGGCAUUCCCGCCACACUGCUUAUAAAUAGCGGUGGAAAUGAUGGCUGGUCGACGGACACCAGCAGUGACGUGGCGGGCGCAGUGGCGGCGGCGAAGGCUGCCGCGGCCGCGGUGAUGGCCGCCCAACACCAGGUAGCGGCUGCGAAGCACGCAGCCCUGGAGCAGCAGAGCGUCGCCAGCGCCAAGGAGGCCGCAGCCGCGCACGCCGCUCACCAAAGCGAGGAAGCAUCUAGAAAAGCUCGUGCACGCGCUCUGGAGGCAGCACAGACUGCUGUGCACGCUCAAGCCCAGCUCGCAUCGGCAAAAGCGAGAGCAGCUGCCGCGCAGAAGAUCGCCGCAGCGAGGGAAGCAGAAGCCGCGAAAGCUAUACAGCGGUCGGCCCACAAUCAGGCUGCUAGGCUGCAGAACGCUGAUAUAGAAUCAAUUAAGCUGUCGGUGCUGCAAAGCUCCGGUGCAGCUGGUGCCGCAGGAGCGGCGCAACAUUCUGCAACUGCUGCAGCGGCGGCCCUGCGACCCGACCCCAACUCGGGCUGGCUUCCGGCAAACGGCUGGCAACCGUCCACAUCCAACGCUUGGGUGUGG
This is a messenger RNA of Iphiclides podalirius (scarce swallowtail), 708 nucleotides long. Lineage: Eukaryota; Metazoa; Arthropoda; Insecta; Lepidoptera; Papilionidae. The record is from the annotation of a GenBank genome assembly.